Messenger RNA from Caenorhabditis briggsae, 405 nucleotides. NCBI's taxonomy places the organism in Eukaryota, Metazoa, Nematoda, Chromadorea, Rhabditida, Rhabditidae. The coding region runs from base 1 to 405 and encodes 134 amino acids. The record is from RefSeq and is a predicted model, not a curated record. The transcript has a single exon.
AUGGUUCCCGGUCACCCGGAUCAAGGUUACCAGGAUUCAGGUCAUCUGGAUCUAGGUCACCUGGUUCCAGGUCACCCAGAUCCAGGUCACCAGGAUCCAGGUCACCCAGAUUCAGGUCAUCUGGAUCUAGGUCACCCGGAUCCAGGUCACCCGGAUCCAUGUCACCUGGUUCCCGGUCACCCGGAUCCAGGUCACCCGAAUCCAGGUCACCCGGAUCCAGGUCACCCGGAUCUAGGUCACAUGGUUCCCGGUCACCCGGAUCUAGGUCACCCGGAUUCAGGUCACCCGGAUCUAGGUCACCCGGAUCUAGGUCACCCGGAUCCAGGUCACCCGGAUCCAGGUCACCCGGAUCCAGGUCACCCGGAUCCAGGUGAUCCGGACCCAGGUCACCCAGGGACCCAGUGA